AUGGGCUCAUCACCAGCCUCACCUGGUGUACUUGCAGACGUUAAAUCGGAUGACAAUGAAGAAAGUACGCUGCAGUCAAACAUAAAUGCUAAUAAAUUUGACGAAGUAGAAAUUGACAGUGCUGGUAUCUGUAACACUAGAGAGUUGAAAGAUAUUGCAAGAAACAAUAACUGUUGCCUAAUGUCACUGCCAAAACUCUUUGAGGUUCACUGGACGCAGUUCAAUUCCAACAUGUUGAAUGCAGUUCCGGCAUCAUGGCAUUGCCUGCUUAUUUUCUUCAAAACUUCAAAGACAAAGAAGCCAGCGCGCUCCUCAAUGAAUUUUGCAAAUAGAUCCGUUCUAAACUUCGUAAGGGAUGGAGAAGUCAUCAGAGAAGGAGGUAAAGAGUCUCAUAGAAAAAGGCCAGAAAAAGCAAAAGCAGAUUUAGCAAAAGAGUUCGUAAAAUGUCAUUGCCGGAACUGCGCUGAUGUUGAGAGGCUGAUCAGCACCAGUACAACACUGAAGUCAAUAAAGAGGGCCAGUUUAUCAUUCAGCACUGAGAACCAUUACUUUAGUCGAUUGGGACCCUUGACCUGCUAUACUGCUGUAGUUGAAACGGACAGAACAAAGAGUAAAAAGUACACCAAAAGCAAAGGAGCAGAACUUUACAUUUUGACUGCCCAUGGUGCCUUUUCCACUGCUCCAAAAAAAUUUUCAACUACACAUUUUGGUCCAGCUGCCCAUUACAAUAAAGUCUGGGCCAUAUACACAACGUAUCAAUUUGAUUAA
This is a messenger RNA of Helobdella robusta, 768 nucleotides long. RefSeq lists its product as hypothetical. The transcript has 5 exons. Lineage: Eukaryota; Metazoa; Annelida; Clitellata; Rhynchobdellida; Glossiphoniidae. The record is from RefSeq and is a predicted model, not a curated record. The coding region runs from base 1 to 768 and encodes 255 amino acids.